Cryptosporidium muris RN66 is the source of this 2994-nucleotide messenger RNA. RefSeq lists its product as uncharacterized. The record is from RefSeq and is a predicted model, not a curated record. The coding region runs from base 1 to 2994 and encodes 997 amino acids. The transcript has a single exon. Lineage: Eukaryota; Apicomplexa; Conoidasida; Eucoccidiorida; Cryptosporidiidae.
AUGUUAAUUACGGUGAAUAAUUUGUCUCUCUCCAUAGUGGAGUUAUUUCAAAAGUAUGAUCUGGAUAAAAUAACUGAAAUUUUAGAGCACAUGAAGAAGGAUAUAUUUAUCCGUUCUAAUGAAAUCAAAAAGAUUAUAGGAUCUAAUCCUGAAAUAAUGAUAAAAUGUGGUGAAAGUGUUGUAAAUAUUUAUAAUAGUUGUAAGAAACUUGGUAUUGAUGUAAACUGUUUGAUUGAUGAUAUAAACAAGUCCUUAGAUGUUAUAGAUAAUCAUGUACCUAAUAUUGAAGUCAAUGUGCCAGAUUUUAAUUCAUUAAUAAAUUUUGAAGAGGAUAAGGAAGAAUCAACAUAUUAUGAUUCUAUUAUCUAUAUUUCAGAAAAGAAAUUUAUGGAUACUUUCCUUUUAUAUUUAUCAUUAAAGGAAGAUAGUGAUAAUUUGGAAGUAAGUAAUUAUAUAGAUGACUUAUAUACAUUUGAUACUAGUAUAGCUUAUCAUUAUGCAAAUAAUUUGUUUAAUAGUUUUUGGGCUUCAAUUCAAUAUUUUCCUGUAUUAUCUGAAAAAGAAUUGGCAGAAUUAUUUAUUAUAUGUUUUUGUUUUGAAAAAAUCCUUAAUAAUAAUUCAUUGAAAUCUAAUAUUGAUUCCUUAUUUCAUGAAGUCAUAGUAACUAGAGUAUCAAGUAUAUCAUCUCAACUUGAAUUGAUUUCAUCAAUAAAUGGGAAUUUGGAUAUUUGUUCUACUUUUUGCCAGAUAAUGAAUAAUAUAUAUUGUUUGAUGAAACUUUUUGAUGCUGUUAAAGAGAUAAUAGAAUUAAAUAAAUCUAAUCCACUUUUACUAAAAUUUUCAAUACAAGAACUUAAUAAUGAAUCAAAAGAGUUUUGCAAGCAAUGUGUAGAUAAUUUAAUCGAUGAGAUGGCUAAUUCAUUUAUAAAUAUGAAAUUAUAUGAAGGUAAAGAUAAAAAUUAUUCUAAUAAAAGUGAUUAUUCUUAUAAAUAUAGAUUACUUUGUGAUAUAUAUAUAGCUUUGUAUAAUCUUAAAAUACCUGAAGUUUAUGAUAUUUUACAAAAAAAGUUCUUUCCAACAAUAAUAGAUGAAAUAAAAUUAUAUUUAAGUAAUUUUAUAUGUAAAGGGCCACUGGAUGAAAUUAUUUCAAUAGUUCGGAUUAAAGGGAACAUAAAAUUUAAUAUACCUUCAACUAAACAAUAUAAUAAUAAUAUUAAAGACUGGAUUUAUAGGUUUAAUGAACAUAUUGAAGAUAUUACUAAUGAAUUUAAAUAUAUUGAGAAUUUAAUUGAAUGUACAUCUGAAAUUUCUAUAUACAAUAGAUUAUAUUAUCCUAUAAACCAAUCUAAUAUACAAAUAGAUACCUUUAUUGAUACUUCAUCACCUGAAGUUCUCCCUACUCAUAAAUUUGAUAAAAUAUUAGAUUAUAUAUCUGAGUUAUUUCUUACUACAAUUAUGAACAAGUUAUUAAAUUCAAUUAGUACAAUUAUAUGGUCUAUAAGGGGUAAACUUUCUCAAAAUAUUGCUUCUUUUGAAAUUGAUUCUAAUGAUUAUAAAUCUAUGGAACUAUUUAACAUUCAUUCUUUUGUAAAUUUGUUAUCUCAAGGAAAAAAGUCUGAUGAAAUUGAACUUCUUCUUUUUGAAUAUGCUGGUACAGAUCAAAAGAACUCAUUAAUAUUGGAUACUUCAAUAGUAUCUGAAAAUAUUUGUUGGAGAUCACUUGCAACAAUAAUACAUGAAAUAGCAUCUGCAAUUAGUACAUCGGAACAAAGUUCACUUAAUUCUUUAAAUUAUCUUGUUAAAAAGUAUACAGAAGUAAAAUUUAGAAGGUUUCAAGCUGAUAAGUUAUAUAUAUUAGAGGCUCUUUUUUAUGCAAUUUAUAUGCAUCUAGACAAAAUAAUGAGUUCCACAUGUAAAAUUCAGGGUAUCAUAUUGGAUAUUUUGAAUUAUCUUGAUACUAAUUUUGAGGAUAGUUGUCCUAUACAAAUUUUAUCAUAUUGCCAAUUAUACCGUCAAUUAGGUAUAUCUGGAUAUCCAGAAUCUCCAUAUACUAUUUUAACACAACUAAGUGCUGAUCUAAUAGCUUUUAAUAUGGAUAUUUUAUCUCAAGAACAAAAUAUUAUAUAUAGUCUAGUGUGUCAAACUUAUCUACAAUCUUAUAUUAUACCUAUACUUUAUAAAAUUCUAAAUAAAACAAUAAGUUUUAUAUCUAAUAGAAAUAACUUAGAUAAUGGAGUUUAUGAAAAAAAGUCUAUGAAUAUAGAUAUUCUUAUAAAUAAAUUAUGUAUAGCAAUUUACUGCGAUUUAUAUUGGUGUUAUAAUUUUAUGCAAUCAGAAUAUGAAGGAAUAUCUAAUAGUAUUACUAGUUUUAAUUUAAUUGAUAAAAAAGUUCUUGAAUCUAUUUUUGAAGAUAAAAAUAGAUUGUUCAAUAUUUUAUCAGAAAAAGUUUUAUCUAAACAAACUCUUAUGGAACUUGAAGAAGCUAUUAAAAUUUGGGAAUUUGAUAUUAAAGAUAUUUCAAAUCUUAAUAAUCAAACAAAAUUAUUACCAAUUGAUCUUUUAUUUGUAAAAAGUGGUCAACGUUUUCCUACUUUGCCUAUUUCUCCCCCAAAAUUAGGAUUAUUAUCUACAAAGAUUAAUAUAGCUUCAGAUAAAGCUUCUAAAAUAUUUCCUGAAACUUUAUCUAAUAUAAAUCAAGAUUUUAUUUUUGGUAAUAUUGAUACACAGAAAGUCGAUUUUAUAGAGGGAGAUAAUAAAUCCAAUUCUACAAACAAUAUACAGGAUGAUUCUGUAAAUAAAUUAGAAAAGAAUGAAGAUCAUAUGGUUGAUUAUCCCUCAUCAGCUACUCAGAUAUUUAGUGAGAAACUAUCUGGAUGGUUUUCAAUGGUUGGUAGUCAAGAUAAUAGUAUAGAUAAACAGAAAAUUUGGCAAGUAUCUAAUCUCUUAAAGGAUACAGUUAAAGAUAAAGUUUUUGGUUCAAUAAGUAAUGAAUAG